Messenger RNA from Symbiodinium pilosum, 420 nucleotides. NCBI's taxonomy places the organism in Eukaryota, Dinophyceae, Suessiales, Symbiodiniaceae. The record is from the annotation of a GenBank genome assembly.
AUGAAAGUCCAAGACACCAUUGCGAUUUGCCCGACAGUGGUGUCACAGAAGGUAGCCUUGGCAGCUCUGGGAGCUGGCCGCGAGUGGGUGCAGGAGCGCGUUCGUGGCCUUAAAGAGAACAAGCGGUUGGUGAUCCAAGCCCUGACUGAGACACUGGGCCCUGGCAGCGUUGCGGGGGGUUCCGGCGCCAUCUAUCUCAUGGCCAAGCUGCCGAAGGGCUUUGAGAACGACACGCAGGUAGUGGAAUGGCUCAGCGAGAAGCAUCGCGUUUGCGCCAUUCCUGGAUCCGCCUGUGGCGCUCCGGGCGAGAUUCGAGUGUGCUACGCCAACCUGGCUCCUGCAAAGUGCGAGGAGGCAGCAAGGCGGCUGAAGGCGGGCCUCAGCGAACUCCGCGAGAAGGGGCCAGCAAUUUUCCAGUGA